AUGAAAAUAUUCUCUGAAUCCUUCACGCUUACUGAAGUUGACCCAGACGGAAAAGUUUUCGAUGAAGUUUCCAGGGGAGUGUUUAUGCAUGACAAGUGCUCUGUUCUGCUGGACUACCACAGCGGCCUGUUUAUGGGCAAGAAAACGGACAGGGUUGAGAUUUCACUGUUCUCAGAUGAAAACAACUUCAGCGAAAAAGACAUCCCGGAAAAAUACACGUAUCUAAUGGGGAACGGGCUAGUUUAUAAAAAAACUGUGCAAAACAGCAGGCAGGUGCUGGACAUAUCCUUCUCAGGCCUGCUGGCUAGGCUGGAGGCGCCUGUUGGAAGAAUAAAGGACAUCCAAGCAAACAGGCGGCUGUACUUGGGAAUAGAUAGAACAGCAAAUGUUUAG
Molecule: messenger RNA, 393 nt
Organism: Nematocida major
Lineage: Eukaryota; Fungi; Microsporidia
Product: DNA-directed RNA polymerases I, II, and III subunit RPABC3
Exons: 1
Coding region: 1-393 (130 amino acids)
Biological process (GO): DNA-templated transcription
Cellular component (GO): RNA polymerase I complex; RNA polymerase II, core complex; RNA polymerase III complex
Molecular function (GO): DNA-directed RNA polymerase activity
Source: RefSeq, a predicted model, not a curated record